AUUAAAAUCAAACAUGGCGAUGCCGAGUGCAGUCGGGUCCGUGUCGGUUUGAUGUUUCGAUUUGCAAGCGCGGCGGUUAAUUUUGCACAAUUUUGACGAGUGAAGUGUCGAGUGUGUGAAUUGUGAAGAAUACUAUCGAAAUUUCCUGUUGUUUUUGUUGGUGGAUCCAGCCAAGCAGUGUGUUGCUCUCACGACGGAGAAAAUCUCCCGACACACUCUUUCGGGAUUAGUUGCGGGCGUGACUGUGGAAAAAGCAUAGUCAGACAAUAGGGAAGUGAAAAUUUUCAUCCCAGCCCAACGUCAGUGGAAUCAGGAAGUGACUGGAGUGCCAGAUUUGUGCAGGACCAGGAUAUUGUGAUACUAUUUAAAAGUGCUAACCGUGAGAAAUCUUCCAGCUGCAUUUGCGGAUUAUCAUUCUUCAGAAUCUUAAAGGAUUAAGGAGCGACCACUCUAGAGCCGAUGAGUUUGUAUAUACCAUUCCGUUAAUGGUAAUCGAGUAACAUGUAAACAGUGAUAACGACGGCGCUCGCUCAUGAAUGGAAAUCGACUUUUGUUUACGUUCGAAGUGAUAACCUUACCGGAUUACUGCUCUGUGGAGGAAAAAUGUCCAUUGAGGAAAGCACAGUGAUCAACGCCAGCAGCAGAAGUGAGGGGAGUGGAGAGGCGCGUACGAAGGCCCUGAUAAGUCAGGCAGUUCGAAUCGUCAACGAAUAAAUCAGAAGUGUUCUCUAAUUCUAAUCUUUCCGAUUGGCUGAGUGGUGUUUGCUUGGUAAUUAGUAGACGAAGAUCCCAUUGUGAGCAAAUAGCGGAAUUUUAGAGCCGUGUGUUAAUGUGAGAAGUUCGGGCUUUACGACGGAAGUGGAACGCACGUAGUUUUUUUUGUUGCGUUGAUAUAAGGCUCAGUGAAAAAGUGAUCAAAAAGCAUUGUGUGCUCUCAAUAAUUUUCCCAGUGGAAAUUAUCUUCUAGAAGAGGAAGUAAGGCAAUCAGAAGCUCAAAAUGUUCCAGUGUAUUAUACAACAGCGAAACGGAUGGAUUCACCAGCCGAGUCCGGAGUUUCGGGAUGUCUUUCCAGACAUCCGACAGCAGCUCAAUGAACAGCUCAAGUUUCUCGACGUGCGAAUGGAGUCGCAGAUCUCGCUCAUCCAGGAGCUGCAGGACUUCUUCCGGCGGCGUGGCGAGGUCGAACUGGACUACAGCAAGAGCCUGGACAAGCUGGCCAAAAGCCUCCAGCUGCGACACAAAGAACAACGACAAAAGCGGGAACAGUGGCCCAUGUUCUCAUCGUACUCCUGCUGGCAGCAGCUGGUCAACCAGACAAAAUCCCUAUCCAAAGAUCACGCAGCCCUGUCGGAGAUCUACUCGGUACAUCUCGUUGCCCGAUUACAGUCUGUUUGGGAUGAUGUGCAACGGAUAUAUAGGAAGUGCCGCGAAAUUGGCUUCGAAACACACGUCGAGAUCCUGCGCAUCCUGCAGGAGCUGCACACCAAUAUGAAAACCUACCACACGUACCAAACCGAGGCCAAGGAAGCGGAGAAAAAGCUCCGUGCCGCCGAAACGCAGCGCAUGAAGCUGCAACAGAGCGUACCGAAGGAGAAACUGGAGCGCAGCAAAAAGUACAAGCUCAUCGAGAAGGAGGUGCUCAAGCGCAAGAACAAAUACACCGACGCAAGACUGAAGGCCCUGAAGGCAAAGAACGAGUACCAGCUGUGCUUGGAGGCGUCCAACACUACCAUCCACAAGUACUUUGUGGAGGAUCUGAGCGAUCUGAUCGAUUGUAUGGAUCUCGGUUUCCAUUCGGUCGUUUCCCGGGCACUGUUGAUGCACGUAUCCGCCGAUCAGGGACGCUGCCGAGCAGUACUAAACAACACGGAUACCCUAUCCCACAUAAUCAACUCGAUGGACAGUCGAGCCGACAAGCAGAAGUUCCUCGAGCAGCACAGUGCAGCAUUCAUGAUUCCAAAACGGCUCGAAUUCCAAGGCCAGGACGAAGACGUCGAGCCAGAAUUGCAGAAAGCACUCCAUCAGGAGAUGGAAUCUCGACUGGUACAGCUGGAACAACGCGUUAACAAUCUCCGCAUGGAGUCGGAAGAGAUUUGGAAAACGUUGGAAACGGCCGAAAUCAACCUGCUGGAAAUACUCAACACAAAGGACUAUGACUGUAGUUCGGCGUUCGGUGAUGGGGCUCUCGGGAUCGCUAAGCCCGAAAAUUCCUCUCUUAAGUUACGGUCAGACAAGAAUGAGAUUGAAGAAUUUUACAUCACGAAAAUUCGCGAAUAUAUUCUCGCUACAUCACGAAUAGCACGGCUUGACUCGAAGGCGGAAUUUCUGCGGAGCGCUUUGACCAAGGACUCUGCUAUCAAAACCGAUACGCUGACCAAGUCGAACGUUCCCAAGCGGAAACGCAUCGGUCGGAUGAACAAGUCCGGUCGACCAAAGUUGUUCGGUGGCUCACUGGAGGAAUAUCUGGAAGUUACGAGCGAGGAGAUUCCAUUAAUACUAAGGAGCUGCAUUCGGGUCAUAAAUUUGUUCGGAUUACAUCAUCAGGGUAUUUUCCGGGUGUCUGGAUCUCAAGUAGAAAUAAGUAACUUUAAGGAAGGAUUUGAGCGGGGCGACGACCCGCUUGCCGAUACAACAGACGCGUCGGACAUCAACUCAGUGGCUGGUGUCCUAAAGCUAUAUCUGCGCGAACUCCGGGAACCACUGUUUCCGCUGAUCUACUUCGAUCACUUUGUUUCAUUGGCACAGCUCGAGUCGAAACACGAAAUUGUGCUGGGCAUUCGAAAGUUCUUCCAGAGUCUGCCAAAGUCCGUGGUGAUCGUGAUACGGUAUCUCUUCGCAUUUUUGAACCAUUUAUCGGAAUACUCAGACGAAAAUAUGAUGGACGCAUACAACUUGGCCAUCUGUUUCGGCCCUACGUUAAUGCCAGCUCCCGAGGACAAGGACCAGGUUCAGUACCAGAAUCAGGUCAACGAGCUGAUCAAAAACAUUAUCGUCUACCAUGCGGAGCUAUUCCCGAAGGACCUCGGUGGCAUGCAGUACGAGAAAUUCAUCUCGUCGGAACCGUUUGAAGAUGAUGUUGGUGAUUCACCAACAGAGCAAGUCUCCGAGGAUCCGGACUCGGAGGUGUAUCCCUCGGAGGAUGAAUCGGACACAUUCGAAGCCAUCGUACAGUUCGACUUCAAUGCACGAUCAGAACGGGAACUAUCGCUACGAAAAGGAGACAAUGUGAUACUGUAUAAUCAGGUUUCCAACGAUUGGUGGCGUGGGGCAGUGAAUGGAAAAACUGGAUUGAUUCCGGACAAAUAUAUUUCACUCAAGAUCAAAGAUGAAGAUCGUGAUAAGAGUGAACACCUGAAGUCUUCCAGCUCGGAGGAAUCCGUCCGAAAGCGACGACCCAGCGGAAACAUCUCCAUCAACAGCCAACUCUCGAUCUGCACCAACAACUCAAAUACGCUCUCUAACAUUACCUGCGGAUCAGACUAUACUGGUUCGACCAUCAGCACCACUACCCAAGGAGUAGGAAGCAUUACAGGUUCUGGUUCCACUAUUGGGGGUAGCGCUAUGUCUGCUUCUCCGAGUCAUCCACAAUACCAAACGAUUCAGCAAAUGCAGCAACAGACUCAACAACCGCCGCCGAUCAACAACCAGGUCACGCAUCAACCACCACUUCCGUCGGCACAUCCACUGAUCGGUGAAAAGCUAACCGCCGACCUCAAAGAUCCGGAUUACAUCCACUACGACACAGUGGACCUCAAGGGAUCAACCUACAGCUACCACGAUGAACCGCACUCGUUCGAAACGUCUGGGGAGUUUCUGGAGGAUAUGACCCACUUCACAUUCGAGCCACAGAAACCCUCGGAACCGAUCUACGCCGAGCCAACCAAGAUCACCGUCCAGCGAGACAAAUCGCCGGCCCCGGACAGCCACAGCGGAGGCGGCAACGGCAGCAACGAUGACUCAGAGGACACCGUCGAGUUCCGUUCGAAGCUGGGCAGCAUGGGUGACCCACCGGAACACACCAAAUCGACGAUGAUACUGAAUCGUCGUAGCGAUACGCUUCCCUCGGGAAAGGGUUCCGGUGAAGACGGAGGCAAACAGCAACGGUUAAGCGAUUCGUUGGCCGGAAUGAAUCAGAAUGUGGACGAGAAUGGCGAACCGAGGCCCAUGAGAAAGUUCCACUCGAAGAGUUUCAGCCUGUCGGAGAAUAAGCUUAGCCUGUCGGUGGCCGGUAGUGGGGGAAACACGGGGGCUUCCGGGAAUGUGUUUCAGCACAAUCGAGAUCUGUGGCAGAAGCGGGCGACGCAAAGUUCGUAUCAGAAUUUGACCACGUCUAGAAUUCUGAGCAGGAACAGAAUCGCGCCGGACUUGGUAAUGGAUUUGCCACCGGCUGCAAUUGGAAAGGACGGCGUCGGCAGUGCUUCCAGAGAAUCGUUGGAUAGCGAAUUGGAGGACAUGACGUCGGCGGAACGAUUCGCUGCCCAGAACCAGUGCACGUUGAAGAAGAAUGAGCGAUUUUCGACAGAACCGGUUGUAUACGAGAAUACUGGCAAGAAGGAGGUCAAGUUGGACGUGAAGGGAGCGGUUGACAAACCGAAAGCUGAGGUUAAACCUCAAGAGAGCAGUAUUAAGACCCCGACAUCGACGGAUAUCCCGAAGAUUGUUGAGGAAAGUGGGGAGGGAAAAGACGUGACUAGAAUUCCGUCUGACGAGGUGCUUCAUAUUGAGGAGUCUUCCAGCGGUGGUGGUAGCGAGGCACUACAAGCAUCUAUUCCGGCGAGCAAAGAACUCGCAAAAAGUCCCAUUCCGGCAAGAAAUACCCAAAAAUUUGUGUCGCAGUUUGCCGAUCUACACUUGACCGGGGGUUGUCUAGUGAAAUCAUCGGAGUGCACAUCCGGGGCUGCAGCAACUUCGUUGGCCCAAGAACAGCAGGCAAAGAAUCUCAGUUCCUUUAAACCACAGGUUAAGGUUAAGCCGCAGAUUCUUAAGAAACCCCAGGUACUUCCACCGCACACGCCGGAGAUGGGACGGAGGGCACAGGAAUAGGGAAGGCUAAUGGGACUGGGGUCCCGGUCCAAAACACUCAAUCUAUAAGUGAUAUACCAAAUAAUUGCAUGUGUUGAAGUAGUAGGAAGUAGAAAACGCGUAGAAACUCCUGCUGGAGAGUGUGAUGAUUGCGAAUGAUUGCGUGCGCGCACGGGAAUUGGGAAACACAGGGUCCGUCCCAGAGAGGGGAAGGAAAGAGUCCCUAUUGGAUAUUAAAAAAAAAAACAGGGACGGUAAGAAAACUAAAAGUCAUGAACCCUUUUUAGAACGGCUUUUGGCUCGCAUUUUAAAGCUUUCGAUUGUGGCGUAGAAAAGUAGCAGAACGGGGGAAAACACCAAUAUUUGCAUAACAAUAAAAUACUAUAAUAUUUAAGACUGGAUUGGUACAAUAUACAAAUCGAAAUGAAGUAAAUUAGAUGAAAACAAACACAAGUCGGAAAUUAAAGCACAGUAGAAUUAUUCCCUCGAAUCAAAGAAAUCGAAUUUCUAAGUCAGUAGAGGUACGGUUUUUUUAAGUAUAUACAUGUAGAUGAUUGUGGUAAUUUCAGUUUAGUUUCAAAACCUGUACUCGAACAUCACAAGUUAUUUAACCUACUGUUUAGGGAAAAUAAAAAUCUUCAGGAUCUGAUGUUAGCGUUAGUUGGAAGAAUUAUAUUUCUUUACAUUUUGAAUCUUAGCCAUAAUGUACAUCGAAUUUCUAGGUUAGGUUAUUUUCUUUCGAAAAUUUGUCGUAUUUUAUCAUCGAACAAAUAUUUUAUUCCAAAAUAAAAAUUUCCAUUAAUUGAACAUUUUGAGUGAAAUUGGUUGUAUCACUGUUUAAGCUGCAGUGCCCGCCGAUAUUUUACACAUAGAAUUUACUUUUAAAUCAAAGCUAAGAAGUAGACCCAUUUCAAUCGAACACCGAUGUGUAUCACCCUUAAAUUUAAAAUAAACGUAAUUCAACCAAAUCAGUCUACAAAUUCUUCGUUGUCCAUAAUCAAAGUAUUUAAAACACAUAUUCUACAAAAAAAAACCUAUUGACACAUACUAAAAGAGUAACUUCAAGUCAAAUAAAAUGUAGGCAAAGCUAAAAUAAACAAGUAUUCAAAAACAAGGGAGCUACAUAUAACGAAAGCAUAACAAAAAUGGUAAUAAACAGAAACAAUAUUAGAUAUGUCUAAACUAUCGAAGCUGAAUUCAACUGAUCAAAACUACCAAAAAGAACACAAAAGAAUACGUUUCUCUUUUUCCCAGCAUCUUUUAACAGACUGGAUAACAAAAAUUAAAUAAACCAAAUAAAUCCACCAGAAUCCAACCAGAAAAUCUGUAAUAAAAAUUCACAUCUUGAUCUCCGUCGGAUCGCAUGCAUCAUCGUUCGUUAAUCAUCAGCGUCAUACUAUGGUUACUGUCACAAACACAAAAUAAUCGUUCGUUAGUCAGUGUUAGUAGGUCAAAAAUCGCCGUCACGGUGCACCCGUUCCUGUCAUAUCCAUUCAUUGUCAAGAAGAAAUGAAACCCAUUUUAACUGUCAACCAUUUUAAUCACCACCUAGCAGUUUUAAAAUUCAUCAAUCAUCGUCAUCAUCAGAAUGUUAGCAGUCUGUCUACCAAACUACCGUCGAUAACUCGCCAUCAAUCCCAUUUAUUGUACACUAUACCUAACCUACCCGUUAUACUCACACUGUCAUUCUUGAAUCCACCAUGACCAUGAUCCGAGAGUUGCCAACAGGGGCGACAGGACGGGAGAAUUCAGAAUAAAAACGAAAAUCAUACUCAGUAAUAUA
Aedes aegypti (yellow fever mosquito) is the source of this 6806-nucleotide messenger RNA. RefSeq names its product SLIT-ROBO Rho GTPase-activating protein 1. Bases 998 to 5044 code for a protein of 1348 amino acids. Gene Ontology annotation, biological process: signal transduction; negative regulation of cell migration. The transcript is spliced from 16 exons. The record is from RefSeq and is a predicted model, not a curated record. Lineage: Eukaryota; Metazoa; Arthropoda; Insecta; Diptera; Culicidae. Gene Ontology annotation, cellular component: cytoplasm. Gene Ontology annotation, molecular function: protein binding.